AUGGAGUCACUCCUGCAACACCUGGAGCACUUCUCUCAGGCGCUAGCGGUUUCCCGCACUACUCACGUGAGCUCCUGGGACCCGCCGACCGUGCGCAGGGCUUUUCAGUGGGCUCGCUACCUGCGCCACGUCCACAGACGCUUUGGCCACCAUGUCCGCAUUCGCACCGUGCUGGAACAGCGACUGCUGCUCCAGUGGAAGCGGGAGGGCAACUUCGAACCCGCUCUGUUUCCGGGGUUGACGAACUUCCAGGCCUUGGGACGCUGCGACCUCCUCCUGUCUCUGCGCCUGUUGGAGAACCGGGCCCUCGGGGGUGCAGCCUGUCGCUGCCUGCUGCAGCAGCUCUUCCCUGGCCCUGGCGUCCCAGACGAGGACGACGAGACGCUCCGAGACCGCCUGGCCCGCCUCGCCCGCCUCCGGGCUGCUGUGUACUUGCUGCGCUGCAGCGGGGAUAGGGAGAACCGGGUCCUUGAGGACUCACUGAUGAGGACCCAGGCGGAGCUGCUGCUGGAGCGGCUGCAUGAGGUGCGGACAGCGGACGCGCAGGGCCCCAGCAAGUUUCUCAGCAGCCUGUGGGAGCGCUUGCCGCGGGACAACUUUCUGAAAGUGAUAGCGGCCGCUCUGUUGCUGCCGCCGUCGUCCCGACCCCAAGAAGAGGAAUUGGAACGGGGCGCCCCCCAAACCUCUGGAGAGGGGGCUCAAGUGCUGGUCCAGUGGCUUCUGGAGAAGUCGGAUAUCUUGACUACCUUUUGCCGCAACCUCCCUGUUGGGCUUUUAACUUCAGUGGCCGGCUGCCAUCCAGACUUGUCCCGCGUCUAUCUAGAUCUCCUGACGGACUGGGGUCGACUCCUGCAUUACGACCUUCAGAAAGGCCUUUGGGUCGCAGUUGAGUCCCAAAAUGUCUCCUGGGAGGAGUUACAUGGACGGUUUCAAAGCCUCUGUCAGGCCCCUCCACCCCUGAAAGAUCAAGCACUAAAGGCCCUCGAAUCCUGUAAGGCGCAGGAUGGAGAUUUCGAAGUCCCUGGUCUUAGCAUCUGGACAGACCUGUUGUUAGCUCUGGGGAGUGGUUCAUAAAAUUGCAUGUAGCUAAAGAAAGACAUUUUAGGUCUCAGCCCUCAUUUUCUAUGGACAGUGUUCUGCUAACUUGGGUAUUCAUGAUUUACAAAAUUAAAAUUCUGU
Messenger RNA from Condylura cristata (star-nosed mole), 1179 nucleotides. It is a transcript of the gene FANCF, whose product is annotated as Fanconi anemia, complementation group F. Lineage: Eukaryota; Metazoa; Chordata; Mammalia; Eulipotyphla; Talpidae. Gene Ontology annotation, cellular component: Fanconi anaemia nuclear complex. The record is from RefSeq and is a predicted model, not a curated record. The transcript has a single exon. The coding region runs from base 1 to 1074 and encodes 357 amino acids. Gene Ontology annotation, biological process: interstrand cross-link repair.